This is a messenger RNA of Hyla sarda, 3907 nucleotides long. It is a transcript of the gene LONRF2, whose product is annotated as LON peptidase N-terminal domain and ring finger 2. Gene Ontology annotation, molecular function: protein binding. The transcript is spliced from 12 exons. NCBI's taxonomy places the organism in Eukaryota, Metazoa, Chordata, Amphibia, Anura, Hylidae. The record is from RefSeq and is a predicted model, not a curated record. The coding region runs from base 451 to 2796 and encodes 781 amino acids.
UUGACGGGGGACAGAGUUGUGGCUGAUGACUGACGAUGUCCUAAAAUGCACACCGUAUCUCUGUGAGGCACACUGUACCUGGACACUGCCCAUAGGACACACUGGGCUGUGAAAAAGGGCACUGACCCUGCUGUGUUUCCAGGGAUAGGGCACCGCUAAGGGGCAUCGCUGUUUUCUUCUAUACCCUGCACCGUGGCGAUGACUGUCUGCUGCCAACUUGGCCAGUGUGCUGGCAGCUGCGGUAGGCAUGGCCCAUGUGCUGCAAUGUAUAUUGAGGAAUCGGGGCAUCCAACCUCCAGUCCAUUGGCCCUAUCAUAAGGAGAUCUGCUGGUUCUCUAGGAAACAAAGGACUGUGCAAGCAGACAAUGGCCUUUCUGAGGAAUGAGUGUGAGCACCCUGGUGGGUUGUGUUCUCAUGGAAAGCCCCUGACUGUCCACUGGUGAUGAACCAAUGCUGCCAACAAUGGAGGUAAGAUCUAUGCAGCGUUCUGACCUCUUCUUCCUAGACCCCCCUAGCCUUUGCUCUGAGAUGCUAGGGGUGGCAGAGGAAGCCUUCAAGGCUGGCAACUUUCUACUGGCAGCCGAAAUCUAUGGCUCUCAGCUAGAUGAGCUGCCGCAGCCUGAGAGAUCUUUAUAUCUGAAGAAAGGAGACUCUUUGGCUUUGGCCGGACAAGUUACAGAUGCUUUAGCCUCUUACACAAGGGCAGCAGUGCUACGCCAGCUAUGCCCAGAGGAGCUUGGCAUACUGGUAGAAAGUAUUGCUCAGAACAUCAGAGACAAAGAACUGAAAUUACCUUGUGCCAAGAGGAAAACGGACAAUAUACAUACUAAUGGAGAGUCUCAAGGAAAAGCCCCCCCAUAUCCUGAACAGCCCCUGGAGUCUGACCUCUUCUCCUGCCCCAUGUGCAGCCAUUUACUACUGGACCCGGUCACUUUGAAUUGUGGCCAUUCUUUCUGUAAGAAAUGCCUAUGUGAUAGAAAAUCUACUGAAUGUAGCUGUUGUAACAGUAGGAUUAAAAGCAAAGCAGAGGGGCAUGAAGCACUUUGCGUGGACAUGAAGGUUAAUGUGGUGCUUGGGAACUUGAUGGAGAAGUGGUUCGGUGCGGAGACCAAGGUGCGGAGACUGUCUGUUGAAGGCGAUACGCUGUGGGAGAAUAAGGACAUGAUAGGUGCAUUAGAAAAAUUUAAUACGGCUUUGGAGCUGGCUCCCCGUGACUCCCUGUUAACCGUACAAAGAGCUCAGCUCUACUCAGCCAUGAAGAACUAUAAGCAAGCGCUAAGUGAUGCUGAGACUGUCUGCAGAAAACAACCACUCUGGGCCAAGGGACAUUAUGUGAAGGCACAGGCGCUUUCUGGAAUGGGGAGGACGGAGGAAUCUUUAAAGGAGUUUCUGCAUUGUGUUGCCUUAAACCCUGAAUGGAGUUCAGCAAAGGCGGAAGCACAAAAGAUUAUGUGUGAAAUGCUGUUUCCUGCCUUUGAGAAUGUGCAGGCCAGUUUUACAGCCCGUGCCCCAGCUCCAUAUACUAGACUAAAGCCGCUCACUUUGAAUAGUUCAAAUAGCUCUCCUUCGGUAGAUGAUGUAUCUUUGCCAGGAGGCUCAAAGGACUCUGCCUUCAGACUAACCAAAGCCUCGUUUCCAAAAUCCGAUCCGUUUCAAGUGAAAAAUGUUGACUGUCCUGAUAUAUGUGAGAGGUCAGAUGACAAAGCAACAAAGACCCUUGGAAGUGUCCUCUCAUGCCUUCCUGGGGUUGGUGUGAAGAGAAAACAUGCCAGCACCUCUGAAGAUAUUCACAAUAUUGCGCUCCCUGCCAAAGUUUUCAGGAAUGAUGCUGAACCCCAGUUGGAAGAGCCUACCUCACCCUUAGCAGUUAGAAAGAUCCCCAAAGAUUUGGUGGAUUCUUCAGAUUUUGAGUGUUCUCUUUGCAUGAGGUUAUUUUAUGAGCCUGCAGCCCCGCCAUGUGGGCACACGUUCUGCCUCAAAUGCCUUGAGCGUUGCUUGGACCACAAUCCUCACUGUCCCCUCUGCAAAGAAAACUUGUCACAGUACCUCGCAAGCAGAGCUUACAAAAAGACGUUUCUGACAGAAGAGCUAAUUAUACGUUACCUACCAGAAGAGCUAAGUGAGCGAAAGAAACUAUAUGAGGAGGAGAUGAAGGAGCUAUCAAACUUGAAUAAAGAUGUUCCAAUAUUUGUGUGCACUAUGGCCUUCCCAACAAUUCCUUGCCCCCUGCAUGUGUUCGAGCCUCGGUAUCGUCUAAUGAUCAGAAGAAGCAUAGAGACUGGAACAAAGCAGUUUGGAAUGUGCAUCGCUGAUGAACUCAAAGGAUUUGCAGAUUAUGGUUGCAUGUUACAAGUGAGAGAUGUCAAGUUUUUCCCUGAUGGUCGUUCAGUAGUCGAUACAAUAGGACUGAGCAGAUUCAAGGUCUUGAGCCAUGGACAAAGAGAUGGAUACAACACUGCAAAUAUUGAAUAUCUUGAAGAUAAAAAGGUUGAAGGACAAGACUAUGAAGAGCUUCUCCUAUUACACAAUUCUGUGUAUGAUCAAGCCUUGGCCUGGUUUUCCUCUCUAAAGGACAAUCUGAGGGCACAAAUUCUUAACCAUUUUGGGCCAAUGCCAAGCAAAGAUCCAGAUCUUCAGUCUAGCCCAAGUGGGCCAGCCUGGUGUUGGUGGAUGCUGGCAGUGCUGCCCCUAGAAAACAAGGCUCAGCUUACAAUCCUGGCUAUGACAUCUUUGAAGGAUCGCCUGCAGGCCAUAAGACGGGUUUUAUUUUUUGUUACUCGUAAAAGACCCAGAUGACAGCAUUUUUUCCCCAUCUGAUGUCAUGACUUCAUUUUAUUAUUAUUAUAUUUUUAUUUUAUUUUAAGAAAACCCUUUUUUUUCUCUGCACUGAGGGACACUUUAUUCAUUGUCUUGGAAUUAAUCUGAACUCUUUCUGUGGAAAUACCAUCCAGUGAAUGAACAACAUUGCUACCUGGUUUAUCUUGCCUCCGUGCACUCUGCUGGUGUUUGCUUAUCAUCAGAUGAUCAUUUGAUGGCUACCAAUCACCUAGAGUGCCUUUUUUAUGGACAAAAAUGAGAUCCUGCUAUUUACUUGUUGUCUAUGUACUUUCACAUUUUGCUGCAUUUUCAAUUGUAUUGUUAAAUAUACAGUAUGUAUAUACAUAAACUAAGAGUGGGAGAGACCAGACAGUGGCCAAUAUACAGCUUUGUGCCAUGCACUUAACCAUAACAACAAUGAACCCAUUUUAUCCUAGGUAAAUUAGAAAAACAUUUAGAAUUUACAAUUACUUAAAUGAGUAUUCUCAAAUUUAAUACCGACAAUACCCCUUCUAUAUACUGCAGCAACUUUAAUAUACGCUAUUGUAGCUGCAAUAACCGUGGCUGCUGGCACCAGACUUAUGUCUGAAAAACGCGGGUCCCGCUUUUACCUUUACCUAACAGCAAGCCACCAUCACUCAAGAUUCCCCAAUAACUACAGAGGGCACCUGGACUUAACGCUGCCUAAAAUGGCAACUCCAAGUGCUUUCUGCAAGGAUCGAACACAUGCGGCAGCUGCAGGCUCUUACCAUGUGAGAACGUUCUAAGGACUGCUGUAUUUUAGCAGUAUGGUUUAGACUAGGGAUUGGCCGAUAUUAUCGGCCGAUAAUCACGAUUUUUGACAUUAUCGGUAUCGGCAAUUACCUUGCCGAUAAUGCUCCGCCCCAAGACCCCAGCCGCUGCUGCAUUGCCUCCCCCAUCCCCCGUUUUAUAAUUACCUGUUCCCGGGGUCCACGCUACUUCUGUCUGUGAAGUCCUGCGCUAUUGCUGUGUGCUACGCUGCGCAAUGACGAGUGACUUCCUCAAUGCGACAUCACCGUCAGUGCGCACAGUGACAGCUCAGGACGCCGCUGGAGCCAGAAGUAGCGUG